Nymphalis io (European peacock) is the source of this 4362-nucleotide messenger RNA. RefSeq names its product toll-like receptor 7. Gene Ontology annotation, biological process: signal transduction. Gene Ontology annotation, molecular function: protein binding. NCBI's taxonomy places the organism in Eukaryota, Metazoa, Arthropoda, Insecta, Lepidoptera, Nymphalidae. The record is from RefSeq and is a predicted model, not a curated record. The transcript has a single exon. Bases 334 to 4089 code for a protein of 1251 amino acids.
GUAACGGUUUCCUUUUUGUACAGAAGUCGAAAACUACGGGGGUUACUUAGUAUGCGGCAUUAGAAAUGCGAUGGUGCGGUCUGUUCCCUACAAGCUGGCGCGCAUUCAUGGCGUUUCAUUGUACGCGGCAGUCGCGGGCUCGCCGCCGCGGGGGGAUCGCGUCCGCACCGACCGUGCACAAUGCUUCCCACGAACCGCUCUAUUUACUACGCUCACAUUUAUUGUUAUCGAAUCGUAUCCGCAUACUACUCGGGGCCCGAACUUUAAUAUGAUCGCACGCGACAUACUAACCACACUUUCAUUCAUCAAAACGAGUUGACAAGUGAAAAUGAAAUGGACACAGUGCAGCAUAAAAUGAUAAUUAACGUGAUAUUCUUUUGUUUGGUGAUGGGCGCGGCGCUUACGGAAGCGCCAGACGCUGCAGAUGGUUGUUUCCGAGUGCCCGGUGAGAACUGUGUGGAGUGCAAUGUACGGACACUGUCGUCGGACCGGGAUGUGGUCGGUUCGAUGCACUCGGAUGGCGCGGAGAGGCUUGCGAUCCGAUGCGGCUCGCAUUUUCUCGAGAGCACGCUGAAGGAUCAUUAUUUCGGAAAAAUGCAAGGUUUGACGGAGAUCACUUUGAGUGAUUGUAAAAUUCUUCGUCUUCCAGGUAAUGUCUUCGAGGGUCUACGAGGUCUCAAGACUCUAAAAUUACGUUCCAUGAAUAAUCAAUGGGGUCAUAACAAAGAGUUAGAUCUCUCUUUAGGAGCUUUUAAUGGAUUAAGAGAACUUCAUACCUUGGAUUUGGGAUACAAUAACAUACGAAAGAUCCCGUCGGACCUGUUUUGUGCACUGGAAAAUAUUAUUUCUCUUAACUUAACUCGUAACAAAAUCAAGUUUGUCGAUGAAUUAGGCUUCGGCCACAAAUGUGGAUCUACUCUGCAGACUAUAGAUUUAAGCUAUAAUGAUAUCAUGUCCUUGCCAGCUGAUUCCGAAAUAUUGCACUUAAGAAGACUAACGCAACUAUUUCUACAAAACAAUAAAAUAAGCGAAUUGCCGGGAGAAGUUUUCAGUGAUUUACUGUCGCUAAAAGUAGUAAAUUUAUCCGAAAACGCUAUAAAUUAUUUACCAGAAGGUCUAUUUCAAAAUACGAGAGAAAUUCGUGAAAUAUAUUUAAGUUACAAUGAGUUGGAGAUUAUGCCUAAAAAGUUAUUCAAUAGACUGGAACAAUUAGUCGUGUUAGAUCUUUCAGCGAAUAAAUUGAAAGGUGAUCAUAUAGAAGCUGAAACGUUUGGUGGUCUAAUAAGAUUAAUUGUACUCGACCUGUCACACAAUGCCUUCACUGGAGUCGCACAAAACAUGUUUAAGGAUUUAUUUUUUCUACAAAUACUUAAUUUAAGUAAUAACUCAAUUGGAUUUAUUGAAGAUAAUGCGUUUUCACCUUUGUUUAAUUUACAUACUUUAAAUUUAGCAGUAAACAAACUUCGGACUAUUGAAGACCAUGUGUUUAAUGGACUUUUUAUAUUGAAUAAACUAAACUUAAACAACAACAUUUUAUCAUAUGUUGCUGAAAACGCAUUUAGAAACUGUUCUGACUUGAAGGAAUUAGACUUAAGUUCUAAUAAAUUGACCCAAGUUCCCGAGGCGAUUUUGCAAUUACCAUUCUUGAAGUCGUUAGACUUGGGAGAGAAUUUAUUAACAGAAAUUUCGAACAAUUCGUUUCAAAAUUUAUCCCAGUUGACCGGGUUGCGUUUAAUCGACAAUCAAAUUGGAAAUCUCACUGCAGGAAUGUUUUGGGGCCUACCUAGUCUCCAAGUAUUAAAUUUGGCCAAAAAUAAAAUACAGUCGAUCGAGACCGAAACCUUUCAAAGGAACGCGCAAUUGGAAGCCGUUCGGUUGGACGGCAACUUCAUUUCUGAUAUAAACGGGGUAUUCGUGUCACUGACGAAGUUAUUGUGGUUGAAUUUGUCCGAAAAUCACCUAGUAUGGUUUGACUAUGCCUUCAUACCACCCGGAUUAAAGUGGCUCGACAUUCACGCAAAUUUUAUUGAAGUGCUUGGUAAUUAUUACAAAAUUCAAAAUAAUUUAAACGUUAAAACCUUAGAUGCGAGUCAUAAUCGUAUAGUUACAUUGAAUAAAAUGUCUAUACCAAAUAGUGUUGAAUUAUUGUUUAUUAAUAAUAAUUUUAUUUCGAGCAUUGAACCAGAUUCAUUCUUCGAGAAGAACAAUUUGACUCGGGUCGAUAUGUAUGCCAAUGAAAUCGAAAGCUUGGAUAUAAAUAGCCUGCGCAUCUCAAGAGUCGAUGAACAAGCAUUACCUGAAUUUUAUAUAAGUGGUAAUCCCUUUCGAUGCGAUUGUACAAUGAAAUGGCUUUUACUUAUUAAUUCUGUUACUUCUCGGGAAUAUCCACGAGUGAUGGAUUUAGAAAACGUGAUUUGCAAAGAAUCAUAUGUACGGGGUGUUAAAUAUCUUCCAGUUAGUUCUUUACAUACUAAAGAUUUUUUGUGUAAAUAUGACAGCUACUGUCCUGAAGAUUGUCAUUGUUGUGAUUUCAGUUUUUGUAAUUGUAAAACUGUUUGCCCUAAUAAUUGUUCAUGCUAUCACGAUUCAACUAAAACCACGAAUGUUGUAGAUUGUUCUGUGAAACAAUUAGAUGCGGUACCACGGGACUUUCCUAAUGGUGCAACUCAUAUAUAUUUAGAUGGUAACAAUUAUAAGGUACUAAACGAAUCUGUUUUUAAUUCAAUGCAUAAAGCAAUGGUUUUAUACUUAAAUUCAAGUAGUGUUAAUAACAUAAAAAAUGAAACAUUUCGUAGUCUAAACGAUUUACGGAUUCUACAUUUAGACGAUAACAAAAUAAGACAUUUACGCGGUCUCGAGUUUUCAAAAUUGAGUAAUUUAAAAGAAUUGUAUCUUCAAAAUAACGUUAUCGAGUUUAUCUCAAAUGUCAGUUUUUCCUUUUUACUUGCUCUGGAAGUUUUACGCUUGGAUGGAAACAGACUCGUGAACUACGGCUUGUGGCAUUUGGACAAUAACAAAAAGUUACAAACGCUGUUUAUAGGUAACAACUACUGGUCAUGUAACUGUAAAUAUUUACAAGGUUUCCUAAUGUACAUAUCGCAGAAUCUCGAAAAAGUAAUAGAUAUUCACAAUCUAUGGUGCUUAAAUGACAACACGAGCCCAGCAAAAAAGCCAUUAAAUUUAAAUGUAACUGUUUGUAGUGAAAUAAGUGAUACAUCGAUUAUAAGCGCGUUCUUCGUCUCUAAUAAUAUACCAUUGUUGGCUUCGGCUCUUACUGGGUUUAUGCUUAUUUUAUUAAUAUUAGCGUUAGUAUUUACAUUUAGAUACGCUUGCAGAAUGUGGUUGUACUCAAAUUGCGGCAUUAAGCUCUCUCCCUUAGCGGGAGCUUUUAACGAUGCUGAUAAGCUUUAUGACGCUUAUAUUUGUUAUAGUCCCAAAGAUGAAGAGUUCGUCAUAGAAUCUUUAGCUCGGGAGCUCGAAAAUGGCUACCCGUCCUAUCAUCUUUGUCUACAUUACAGAGACGUACCGCAGUUUGAAGCUACAUACGCUCAGUUUCCCGAUUUAGUGGUUGAAGCGACAGAAGCUUCGAGGCGUAUUAUAGUAGUAUUAUCAAAAAAUUUUAUCUUAACAGAAUGGUCACAAGUAGAGUUCAGACAAGCUUUACAAAGAGCCCUCCGAAAAAAUCCUCAUAAAUUAAUAAUAGUCGCUGUAGGGCUUGUUGCGCGAGAUCCGGAAUUAAAAUCGUAUUUCAAAACUGGUUUGGAGAUAACGUGGAAAGAGAAACGCUUUUGGGAAAGAUUACGAUACGCAAUGCCCUCUUCUAAGCGACGCGGUCACAAGUUGAAAAGACUCAAUUAUGGGAGAAACUCUAACACAUACACAAUGGACGCGUCUGUUUUAAAUAGUACCUGUCAGACGCUCUGUGGUAAAUCCGCUAACUCAGCAGAGCGCUCUCCUUGUGAUAGGCCGCUGUCGGAGCAUAUAUAUUCCACUAUAGAUUCUGACUACUCAUCCAAUGAUUUCCAAGGCCGUCACAAUCAGCCACAAUCUGUGGUCUUACAACAUACCGUUCAAACGUACCUGGUAUAAAGACCCCAGUAAUUAUUAUCAGAACGAUCUCAUAUGUAAUGAUAGGCAUUGCUAAAAUUUCGCUUAGCUGUGAAUAAAAUGUAAUUAUUGUCCCAUUUUGUAAAUAGUCCUCAUAGUGUUUGUAUAGUUAUAACUUUUGUACAAUAACGAUACCAAAUUUCGCAUUUCUGUUCGAUUUGCUUCAACAUAUUUAUUGCAUUUUGUUUGAUAGAUAAUUUUAUGAGUAUUAAUUCGAAAGACUGUAAAUUAUUAUUGUGUAGUUUUUAAUAAAAU